GGGAAAUCUGAACAUCCUAUACAACCCAAGUCCCCCGAGAGGAAGCAUGAUGUUCUGAGCCUAAUUUAAUUUAGGAAUGGACAAAUAGAGGGAGAGGGCUAAAACUGGGAAGUGAGAGAGCAACUAAAGGUUUGUUCAGGAAAUGAAUGGUAGAUUAGACUGGACCCACCUCAAAGCCACAUGGAGUCCAAAGGUCUGUUUACAUGCAGUACUGCCCUACACCCCGAACAAGACCACAUAGGGAAACAGUGCCAGAGUUAAGGCUCAAGCUACACACAGAAGACAGGCGUAGAAAGUGAGGCUCUAUACUUCCCCACACCUCACCCCAAUUCUGCACCAGUUGAGGCUCCGGGAUCACUGCUCAGAGGAGGCGCUCGCCCUCCAGACUAAGACCCUGCUCAGGGCAAGCAGCGCCAGCCUGGUGGAGGAAGAGGCAAGCCUGACCUAGGGCCUCUACAAAAACGAGGUCCUUAAGCCUGUUCUGUCCGGAAUAUCGCGCUACAUCCCCAAGCUCGUCCAUCACGGCUGAUCGGAACCCUUCUCCGUGAGCAUUCCCUCCCAAAUUUCGCCUUCGCCCGCCCGCCAGACUUUCUCACACACACACACACCCCGCCCGCCGUUAGAAAGAUGGCGAAGAUACACUUCCGGCAAGUGUUCUUACGAAUGCAUCCGGGCGUCUGCAGCAGGUACCGCCCAAGGCGUUCCGGCCCCUUUGCUGCACAGCCAACAACGGUGAUGGCGGGCAGACAGUCGGGUUGGAGCCAGGCAGCUCUUCUCCAGUUUCUUCUUGGCAUGUGCCUAACAGUGAUGCCACCCACCCAAGCCCGGAGUCUGCGCUUUGUUACCUUGCUGUAUCGACAUGGAGAUCGGUCACCAGUGAAGACAUAUCCCAAGGACCCCUAUCAGGAAGAGAAAUGGCCCCAGGGGUUUGGUCAGCUAACCAAGGAGGGGAUGCUACAGCACUGGGAGCUAGGCCAGGCUCUGAGGCAGCGCUACCAAGGCUUUCUGAACACCUCUUACCACCGGCAAGAGGUUUAUGUGCGAAGCACUGACUUUGACCGUACUCUCAUGAGUGCUCAGGCCAACCUGGCUGGACUCUUCCCUCCCAGUGAGGUGCAGCGCUUCAACCCUAACAUUUCAUGGCAGCCUAUCCCUGUUCACACUGUGCCCAUCACCGAAGACAGGUUGCUGAAGUUCCCGCUGGGCCCAUGCCCCCGUUAUGAACAGCUGCAGAAUGAGACUCGGCAGACACCAGAGUAUCAGAACAGGACUAUUCAGAAUGCACAAUUUCUGGACAUGGUGGCCAAUGAGACAGGGCUUACGAACCUGACCCUAGAGACCAUCUGGAAUGUUUAUGACACACUCUUUUGUGAGCAAACACAUGGGCUGCUCCUGCCGCCCUGGGCCUCACCCCAAACGGUGCACCGUCUGAGCCAGCUCAAGGAUUUCAGCUUCCUCUUCCUCUUCGGGAUCCACGAGCAAGUACAGAAGGCCCGACUUCAGGGGGGAGUUCUUCUGGCUCAGAUACUGAAGAACCUGACACUGAUGGCAACCACCUCCCAAUUCCCUAAGCUUCUGGUUUACUCUGCGCAUGAUACCACCCUGGUUGCUCUGCAAAUGGCACUGAAUGUCUACAACGGGAAACAAGCCCCCUAUGCUUCCUGCCACAUAUUUGAACUGUAUCAGGAAGACAGUGGGAAUUUCUCCGUGGAGAUGUACUUUCGGAAUGACAGUAAGAAGGCACCCUGGCCUCUGAUCCUGCCUGGCUGCCCUCACCGCUGCCCACUACAGGACUUCCUCCGCCUCACAGAGGCUGUCAUACCCAAGGACUGGCAGAAGGAGUGCCAGCUAACAAGUGAUACUGCAGACACAGAGGUGAUUGUGGCCUUGGCUGUCUGCGGCUCCAUCCUCUUCCUUCUCAUAGUGUUGCUCCUCACAGUCCUCUUCCGGAUGCAGGCCCAGCCUCCUGGCUACCACCAUGUUGCAGACAGGGAAGACCAUGCUUGACAACCACUCAGUCCCCUUCCCUCCGCCUCCUAGGGGAGGUGGGCUGAGUCCUCGCUCAUGACUAUUGCUGAUCCCAGCCCACGGACAGGAGUCCCUGGGUUUAGCCCCCCGAUUACCUAAGCCCAAAUGAAUGAGGGAGGCUCGACCGGGCGCAUGGCACCUUGGACUCACCACCUCCAUGCCUGAUGUUUACCAUGUCCUGUGUUGGACACUGGCCCUCUCCGGUGGGAUCUGCCUCUUCUAUACUCCCUAAGGACCUGAGAUACAGACUAGCAUUCAGCUUUCACUCAGGACCUGGGACAAAAAAAAAAAACAAAGCCGAAGAGGCCGGUGCUUGGCCUGCCUUGCUCUCCCACCACGCCUUCUUCUUUGUUCUCUAGCCCACAUCUUUGGCAAUGGCUUAGAGGACAUUGUCCCUUGGUACUUUUUUAGAGGCAAAAACUGCGAAUCACUGGGAGCAUAAAAUGUGGCUAUAAGGAACUGGAUCAUCCAACAGCAAAGCUUCCCUGUGGCUGAGGCUACUGUUAGCGUCAACCCUUGGCCUGAGCAGGUGUCUCAGGAGGUCUGAAGGAUACUUGUACUAUACCUGGAGAAGUGGAGGCCAUAGGCAGCAGAGAAACACAUCAUGAAGUGACCCUCCCUGAAGUAAACGCAGGGGUGACUGGACUGUUGACUGUGGCCCCAGAGGGCUGAAGUGUUCCGGAGAAAAUGAAGGUCUGACUGUGA
Molecule: messenger RNA, 2733 nt
Organism: Peromyscus leucopus (white-footed mouse)
Lineage: Eukaryota; Metazoa; Chordata; Mammalia; Rodentia; Cricetidae
Gene: Acp2
Product: acid phosphatase 2, lysosomal
Exons: 11
Coding region: 628-2007 (459 amino acids)
Biological process (GO): lysosome organization; dephosphorylation
Cellular component (GO): lysosome
Molecular function (GO): acid phosphatase activity
Source: RefSeq, a predicted model, not a curated record